Salvia hispanica is the source of this 4107-nucleotide messenger RNA. RefSeq lists its product as uncharacterized. The record is from RefSeq and is a predicted model, not a curated record. Gene Ontology annotation, molecular function: protein binding. NCBI's taxonomy places the organism in Eukaryota, Viridiplantae, Streptophyta, Magnoliopsida, Lamiales, Lamiaceae.
AUGAUGCGGUUAAGGGCGUUCCGCCCGACCAGCGAGAAGAUCAGGAAGAUCGAGUUGCACCCAACACACCCGUGGCUUGUCACGGCCGAUGAUGACGAUCACGUCUCCGUCUGGAAUUGGGACCACCGCCAGGUGAUCUAUGAGCUGAGGGCCGGUGGCGUGGACUACAGUCGUUUGGUUGGAGCCAAAUUGGAAAAGCUGGCCGAAGGCGAGUCAGAGCCUAGAGGCAAGCGUGCAGAAGCUUUACGGGGUGGGAGUGUUAAACAAGUUAGCUUUUACGAUGAUGAUGUAAUUUACUGGAAGUUGUGGCAAAAUCGCGCUGCUGCAUCUGAAACUCCGGUAGCUGUCAACAACGACUCUCCACCUUUCAGUUCCCCUGCCCCGUCAACGAAAGGGAGGCAUUUUCUUGUAGUAUGUUGUGAGAAUAAAGCUGUGUUUCUGGAUUUGGUGACAAUGCGCGGCCGUGAUGUACCUAAGCAGGAGUUGGAUAAUAAAUAUCUUCUAUGUAUGGAAUUCCUUCCUAGAUCAAUUUCCAAUGACGGUCCUUAUGUAGCCUUUGGUGGGCCAGAUGGAGUGAUUAGAGUUCUUUCAUUGUUAACUUGGAAGCUUGCUCGAAGAUAUACAGGAGGUCAUAAGGGACCAGUUUCUUGUUUGAUGACUUUCAUGGCUACAUCUAGCCAGGGUCUCUUAGUUUCUGGUGGUACCGAUGGAUCGCUUGUCCUAUGGAAUGCAGACUGUCGUCAAGAUUUAAGGGAACUUGUACCUAAGCUAAGUGUAAAGGCGCAUGAUGGUGGGGUUGUUGCUAUUGAGCUUUCUCGUGUGGCUGGUGCUCCGCCAAACCUCAUCACCAUUGGUGCUGACAAGACCUUAGCUAUUUGGGAAGCAUCUUCAUUAAAGGAAAUUCGAAGAACAAAACCUGUCUCAAAAUUGGCUUGCCAUAGUGUGGCAUCAUGGUGUCACCCUCGAGCACCAAAUUUAGACAUCUUGACAUGUGUUAAAGAUUCACAUAUAUGGGCGAUCGAGCAUCCUACUUAUUCAGCCCUGGCAAGACCAUUAUGUGAACUCUCUUCAUUAGCCCCACCUCAGUUGCUUGCAUCUCACAAGAAGCUUCGGGUUUAUUCUAUGGUUGCACACUCUUUACAACCUCAUCUUGUUGCUACUGGAACCAAUAUCGGUGUGUUUGUUUGCGAAUUUGAUGCCAAAUCGCUCCCGCCAGUAGCUCCACUCCCAUCGCCACCAGGAAGCCGAGAACAUUCAGCAGUCUAUGUAGUUGGAAGGGAACUGAAGGUGCUACAGUUUCAGCUGUCUAACAAUCCAUAUCCAGCUACUGGAAGCAAUAAUUUACUACAUGAAAGACAAGAACAACUACAUGUGAAGCAAUCUAAAAAGAAUAUCAGUACAACUGUUCCGCAUGAUUUUUUCUCAAUUGUUUCUAUCAGUUCUUCGGGGAAGUACAUGUCAAUUGUUUGGCCUGAUAUUCCCUACUUCUCAGUUUAUAAAGUUAGCAACUGGUCGGUUGUUGAUUCAGGUAGUGCAAGGUUUUUGGCUUGGGACUCUUGUAGAGAUAGGUUUGCGUUGUUGGAAUCUGCAUUACCAAGAAGGGUGCCUGUAAUUUCUAAAGGUGGCUCAUCAAAAAAAGCAAAGGAAGCUGCACUUGCUGCGGCACAAGCUGCUGCUUUGGCUGCAGCUACAGCAGCGUCGUCUUCUAGCGUUCAAGUUCGUAUAUUGCUUGAUGACGGAACAUCAAACAUAUUAAUGAAGUCAAUUGGUAGCCGAGGCGAGCCAGUUACUGGUUUGUAUGGGGGCGCUCUACUGGGUAUUUCCUAUCGGACAUGCAGAAGAUUUUCUACGUCGACAAAUCAUUCCAUGCCAAUGCAAAAAAGUAAAUCCGCGUCUUCUUUUAACACCGUGGAUGAUGGAGAAAGAUUAUCAGCUGAUGCAUUGCCUCACAACUUCCAGUUAUAUAGCUGGGAAACCUUUCAGCCUAUUGGUGACCUUUUACCUCAACCAGAAUGGACAGCAUGGGACCAAACCGUUGAGUAUUGUGCUUUCGCCUAUCAACAAUAUAUUGUCAUAUCUUCCCUACGCCCUCAGUUUCGCUACUUGGGAGACGUGGCAAUUCCAUUUGCUACUGGGGCUAUUUGGCAUAGGAGACAGUUAUUUGUUGCCACCCCAACCACAGUUGAGUGUGUCUUUGUGGACGCUGGAAUUUCUCCUAUUGACUUAGAAACUAGAAGAAAGAAGGAGGAGAUGAGGGCUAAAGAGGCACAAGACAGGGCUGUUGCUGAACAUGGAGACUUGGCAUUAAUAACAGUAGAUAGUCAACAGGUGAUGCCACAAGAAAGGACAACACUGAGACCUCCUAUGUUACAAGUUGUCAGACUAGCUUCUUUUCAGCAUACCCCUUCGAUACCCCCUUUCUUAACGUUGCCUAAACGUGCUGAUAAUCAUACAUUUGAUCCGACAGAAACGGAAGUUAAAAAAGUUAAUGAGGUUGCUGUUGGUGGUGGUGGUGUUGCAGUGUCUAAUACUAGAUUUCCCGCAGAACAAAAACGGCCAGUUGGACCUAUUGUUGUUGCAGGGGUCAAAGAUGGUGCCCUUUGGCUGAUUGACAGGUAUAUGUGUGUUCAUGCAAUAUCACUUAGCCAUCCUGGUAUCCGUUGUCGAUGUCUUGCAGCCCAUGGGGACGCUGUUAGUGCAGUAAAAUGGGCUAGUAGGCUUGGUAGAGAACAUCAUGAUGAUUUAGCACAAUUUAUGCUUGGCAUGGGUUAUGCGACGGAAGCACUUCACUUGCCUGGAAUAUCAAAGAGGUUAGAAUUCCAUCUGGCCUUGCAGAGUAAUGAUCUUAAGAGAGCCCUUCAGUGCCUUCUUACUAUGAGCAACAGCACAGACAUUGGACACAAAGUUCUGGGGUUGGACUUGAAUGACAUUAUGAAUUUGUCAUCAAAGAAGGAAAAUGUCGUGGAUGCUGUUCAAGGAGUCGCUAAAUUCGCCAAGGAGUUUCUCGACCUAAUUGAUGCUGCUGAUGCUACUGGACAAACUGAUAUCGCACGUGAGGCUCUCAAGAGACUAGCUGCUGCUGGUUCGGUCAAAGGAGCUCUACAAGGCCAUGAGUUGAGAGGUCUUGCUUUAUGCCUCGGAAAUCAUGGGGAGUUAACACGGCUCAGUAAUCUGGUAAGCAGUUUGAUAUCUAUUGGUUCAGGAAGAGAAGCUGCUUUUGCAGCAGCUAUUUUGGGGGACAAUACUCUCAUGGAAAAGGCUUGGCAUGACACAGGGAUGCUUGCUGAGGCUGUGUUGCAUGCUCAUGCUCAUGGUCGACCUUCGCUAAGGAGCUUAGUUCAAGAAUGGAACAAGAAUCUGCAACAGAACCUGGAGCACAAACCACCCACAAAAAUGGAUGCUGCAGCUGCAUUUUUGGCUUCCCUUGAGGAAUCCAAGAUCACAAGCCUUCAAGACUCUGCAAAGAAACCACCGGUCGAAAUUCUGCCACCGGGCAUGGCAUCUUUAUAUGGUCCUAAUCCUGGUUCAAAGAAGCCCGGUCUUGCCUUGCAUACUUUGCAGAAGCAAGUUGGCAACCAACUGCUUCUAGAAGGGCCUACUAAGACACCCCAAAGUGCACCCACUUCUGCUAACCAACUGCUACUACAAGGGCCUACUACCGCUAACCAACUACUACUACAAGGGCCUACUACAACACCACAACUCGCAUCUACUUCCUCAGAGCCACUGCCCUCAACUGAAUCUGAUAUUCCAAAGGACUCUAUCAUGGAGGCUUCCAACGCAUCAGACUCACUUGCUGACUCAUCUGUCGGUGCACCGACAUCUGAACAACCUGAUUCUACAAAUGCCAAAUCGGAUGUAGAGCCAGAUGCUUCUGUUCCUCCAGUCACCGAGUCAGGUGAUCCAAAUGCAUUAGAAUCAGAUGGUAACACCAUGGAGAAUCAAGAACAGACAUCAUCUACAACAAGUGUUCCAGAACAAACUGAAAUAGAAUCUAUAACAAGUGUUCCACCGGCAUCAACAAGUUUUCCGGAACCAACUGAUAGUCCAGUUGUCACAAGUGCAAGUUCUCAAGAAUUUAAAGACCAAGACCCACAUAACUCUUAG